AUGAUUCAAAGCCUGACGGACACAGUGACGUACAGCGGUCAGACCUGCAUGUCCGAUGCGGACUGCUCCGAGGACAUGUGUUGUGUGUUCCACCCGGACACGCGUCGACAAGAGGACCAGGGCUAUUGUCGGUUGUGGAGACAGCGUAACGAAAUCUGCACUCCUUUUCUGGGCACUGCGCGUCACACGUUUGAAUGCCAUUGUAAGCAGGGUCUCCAAUGUCGUGGUACACAAGUGCAAAAUAUUGGAGGACAAAUCAAUGCGCACGUGAACCCCGUGUGUCAAACGCCCACCAGUGCAUAGGACGCCUUCACCUGGGAGCUAUGACAUCUGUAUUGGAAAUCCUGGCAUUAAUCUGUAACCCUAAAUAUAAUUGAACUUCGCAAUAACAUAUAAAUUGAAAAUGUAAAAAUGAGUCUGAAAAUAUAAAUAUAUUAUUGAAUAUG
Dreissena polymorpha is the source of this 446-nucleotide messenger RNA. RefSeq lists its product as uncharacterized. Bases 1 to 303 code for a protein of 100 amino acids. The transcript has 3 exons. NCBI's taxonomy places the organism in Eukaryota, Metazoa, Mollusca, Bivalvia, Myida, Dreissenidae. The record is from RefSeq and is a predicted model, not a curated record.